Molecule: messenger RNA, 1767 nt
Organism: Colletes gigas
Lineage: Eukaryota; Metazoa; Arthropoda; Insecta; Hymenoptera; Colletidae
Gene: Cdc10
Product: cyclin-dependent kinase 10
Exons: 7
Coding region: 440-1672 (410 amino acids)
Biological process (GO): regulation of mitotic cell cycle; protein phosphorylation
Cellular component (GO): nucleus
Molecular function (GO): cyclin-dependent protein serine/threonine kinase activity; ATP binding
Source: RefSeq, a predicted model, not a curated record
UGAAAAUGGCUGAAUCUGUUGCAAGGCGUAAAUUCUUCCGAUUUAUGGAAUGGCAUUGGUCGUUUUAAUAUUGAAAACAAAACUGAUGGCCUUUUAGUAAAUUGUUCUUGGACGUGAUACAAUUGUUGAAACGAAAAUAGUAUUACGAGCGUCAAAGUCAAAUGCAAUUUUUGAAAAUUACCUCUCAUUUGGGAACACUAUGUACUUACUAUAGUAGCUCUAUCUAUUGCAAACGAGCGGUUCAAUGGUUCAGAGAAGAAAGAUACAAGUACCAUAUUCCAUCCAUAUACAUAUUGUGUUGAUUGGGGAAGGCUGUGUGCGGCCGGGUGUUUUGUGGAUAAUCCACUACUUUCAUAUUUCUACAAUUUAUUUAAAUACGAAUGCCAGAGAAGAGAAUAAAUAUAAUUUCGAAAAUAUUCUCUUAAAAAAAUAAGCUACGAUGACGAAAGAUGAAUCUAUGGAAAAAAAAUCAGUUGAAAAUAAUGACACUGAUAAGAAGGCUGCAUCUGAAACAGGUCCAGAUCCAUCAGCACCGAUAACAAGAAGAGGCGUAUUAACAUCAUUCUUGACUGGAAAGCCAAUGGAAAUACCAGAACAAGAUAUUUUAGGUAAAUGCAGAUUUGUAUCAGAGUUUGAAAAGUUAAAUCGUAUAGGGGAAGGUACAUAUGGAAUUGUGUAUAGAGCAAGAGACACCAAAAAUGACAAAGUUGUAGCAUUGAAGAAAGUUCGGAUGGAACAUGAAAAAGAUGGACUGCCAGUCAGUGGUCUCAGAGAAAUAUCUGUUCUUUUAUCUUGUCGUCAUGAAAACAUUGUACAUUUAAGAGAAGUGGUAGUGGGAAGAAGUCUAGAAAGCAUAUUCCUCGCAAUGGAAUAUUGCGAACAAGACUUAGCAAGUUUAUUGGAUAACAUGCAAGCUCCAUUUUCAGAAAGUCAAGUCAAGUGUAUCGUUUUACAAGUGUUAAAGGGUUUACGUUAUCUGCAUCAUAAUUUUAUUGUACACAGAGACUUGAAAGUUUCAAAUCUUCUUAUGACAGAUAAAGGGUGUGUAAAAAUUGCCGAUUUUGGAUUAGCUAGGUGGUUUGGUUUGCCUUUAAAACCAAUGACACCUAGGGUAGUAACAUUAUGGUAUAGAGCCCCUGAAUUAUUGUUACAAGCUAAAACUCAAACAACUUCCGUAGAUAUGUGGGCUGCUGGUUGCAUUCUAGGAGAGUUACUUGGACAUCGACCUUUAUUACCUGGACGUUCAGAAAUUGCGCAGUUAGAACUAAUUGUUGACUUGUUGGGUACGCCAAGUGAAGCAAUUUGGCCUGAAUUUAACACCCUUCCUGCGUUACAAAACUUUACAUUGAAACAACAACCAUAUAAUAAUUUGAAACAACGGUUUCCCUGGUUGAGUGCAGCAGGUUUAAGAUUAUUAAAUUUCUUAUUCAUGUAUGAUCCAAAGAAAAGAGCAACUGCUGAAGAAUGUUUACAAAGCAGUUAUUUUAAAGAAGCUCCAUUACCGUGUGAUCCUAAGCUUAUGCCUACAUUUCCACAACACAGAAAUAUGAAAAAGGCUGCUCCACCGAAAGAAACUAGAGAACCAGAGGCAAAUGUUACAGAUCAAACGAAUAACUUACCUGCAAUUUCGGAUCUUCUUGGAUCGCUUGUUAAGAAGAGACGAGUUGAGUAAUUUAAAACUAUAAUUAUAUUCAUAACUUCGGGUAGAAUCGAAACACUCUUGAUUUUCAAUUAUAAAGAAAUUUCAUUACAAUUUCUACAAGAUGG